AUUGUGUGGCCAUUAUGAAAGUAGUUGUUGUUUUAGGUCUAGCCGCUCUGGCUAUUGCCUCUGUGUCUGCCAAGAGCACUGGCAUUCACCAGCAGGUUCACCCCAAGGAUCAGCCCAAGGAGAAGAUCAAUGGACGCAUUGUCAACGGGUAUCCAGCCUACGAAGGCAAGGCGCCCUAUGCUGUCGGUUUGGGUUUCGCUGAUGGCUGGUGGUGCGGUGGUUCUAUCAUUGCCAACGACUGGGUUGUGACUGCCGCCCAUUGCACGAACGGAGCUAGCGCUGUGACCAUCUACUAUGGUGCCACCUGGCGUACCGAAGCCGUUUUCACCCACUGGGUAGGCAGCGGUGACUUCAUCCAGAACUCGAACUGGCCCAAUGAAAAUGGCAAUGAUAUCGCCCUGAUCCGUACCCCUCAUGUCGACUUCUGGUCGAAUGUAAACAAGGUUGAGCUGCCCAGCUUCAACGAUCGUUAUAACAUGUACGAUGGCUGGUGGACCGUUGCCUGCGGCUGGGGUUUGACCACUGAAGGAUCUCUGCCCGAUUGGUUGCAGUGCGUCGAUCUACAGAUCAUCAGCAACUCUCAGUGCGCUCAGACCUACGGCAGCAUUCCUGAUGGCAUCCUCUGCGUCAACACUGAGGGCGGCAAGUCUACCUGCUCUGGUGACUCUGGUGGCCCAUUGGUUCUCCACGACGGCGGCAAACUGGCUGGCAUCACCUCUUUCGGUGCUGGUGAUGGUUGCGUUGCUGGUCUCCCAGCUGGCUUCACCCGUGUCACCCAUCAAUUGGAAUGGAUCCGCGACCACUCUGGCGUGGCUUACUACUAAAAUGCUCUCAUUUACCUCAAAUAUACUAAUCGUUUAAAGCAAA
This is a messenger RNA of Drosophila willistoni, 867 nucleotides long. Its product is annotated as serine protease 1. Bases 15 to 824 code for a protein of 269 amino acids. Gene Ontology annotation, biological process: proteolysis. The transcript has a single exon. NCBI's taxonomy places the organism in Eukaryota, Metazoa, Arthropoda, Insecta, Diptera, Drosophilidae. Gene Ontology annotation, molecular function: serine-type endopeptidase activity. The record is from RefSeq and is a predicted model, not a curated record.